Messenger RNA from Scaptodrosophila lebanonensis, 1417 nucleotides. Its product is annotated as beta-1,3-galactosyltransferase brn. The coding region runs from base 2 to 1012 and encodes 336 amino acids. The transcript has a single exon. NCBI's taxonomy places the organism in Eukaryota, Metazoa, Arthropoda, Insecta, Diptera, Drosophilidae. Gene Ontology annotation, cellular component: membrane. The record is from RefSeq and is a predicted model, not a curated record. Gene Ontology annotation, molecular function: UDP-glycosyltransferase activity; hexosyltransferase activity.
GAUGCUGAGGAAACAUUAUAAAUUACUGCUAAAAUGUGCGCUUGUAGUGCCUUUUGUUUAUCUGCUAGAUUAUUGCGGCAUUCCCGCGCACUUUCUAGAAAUAGAAUUUGAAAAAAACUUUUACUACCCCCUGCAGAACCAAAGUACCAAUUACAAUGGGACAGCGCCGACAACAUUAAAGUUUUUGAACAUACCCGCAUUUAGUGAAACAAAUGAUCCACCGCGCCUUACUAUACUGGUUAAAAGCGCAAUUGGCAAUGCAGACCGACGUGAUGCCAUAAGAAGAACCUGGGGAUAUGAGUCACGCUUCUCCGACGUGCACAUACGGACCGCUUUCCUUCUAGGUGUGUCGCCUAAUUAUAUCAGCGCUGAGACUACGUCGCCGAUAGCAAGGGCGACAACUGAGCAAAACAUUGCAAAGGAAGCCAAGCAGCAUGGUGACAUAGUACGUGCCGAGUUUGUGGAUGCCUACUUUAAUAACACCAUUAAAACUAUGAUGGGCUUGCGCUGGGCCAGUGAACAUUUCAGUAACAGUGACUUUUAUAUGUUUGUAGACGAUGAUUACUACGUGUCCAUCAAGAACGUUUUACGCUUUCUUGGCAGGGUUCGGCGGUUAGGUCAUCAGCACGAUUUGCUUUAUGCCGGCUAUGUGUUCCAGAGUGCGCCCCUACGGCAUAAGUUCAGCAAAUGGUAUGUGUCGCUUCAGGAGUAUCCCUUCGAUAAGUGGCCACCAUAUGUAACGGCAGGUGCUUUUAUUUUGUCCCACGACGCACUUCUCAGAAUGUACGAAGUGGGGCGUUCUGUCCCACUUUUUCGCUUCGAUGAUAUCUAUAUUGGCAUCAUCGCACUCAAGGCCAACAUACCAUUACACCACUGUAAUGAUUUUCACUUCCACCGGCCACACUAUACCGGCCCCGAAAGCUACAGUAGCGUGAUUGCAGCUCACGGAUUUGAUUUUCCUGACGAAAUGGAGCGAGUGUGGAACGAGUGUCGAUCAGCAAACUAUGCGUAGCAGGCCAUCCCCAUGUUUGAGGCUGAUAAUCGUUUUGGCUGUCUGUAAUGUCCUACGUUACUGCAUUGUACAAUGUACAUACAUUCUAGCAGAUCACAUUCUAUGUAAAUAUGUAUACACUAUAAGCACAUGAGCUACUUAUGUAUAUAACAUAACAUGGACUCAUAUGUGUAAAUAGUAUAGGGUUCCUUCAUGUUCUUGACGGAUGCUCAGUGAAUAUUUUUCUUAAAACUAGUUUUGGCACUCGAUAGGUUAAUACUAAUUUCGUUAUAGAAUGAUUGCAGAAACUAAGAAUAAAGAUACAUAUGACAAUGGCUAUGUUAAUGGAAAGAAAUAAGUAGUUAAGAAAUAAGAAUGUAAUGUUAAAGGUCGAACGAGCCCAGCUUCGAAAUACACUGCACCCAU